AUGAAGACACACUGCUCACCGUCGCUGGCGACACUUUUUAUGCUGCUCGCAGCAUCAGUGCCUCGCGCCGCACAUGCCAUUCAGACUAUUUCGGCCGUGGGCUCGAAAUUCUUCUAUGAGGACGGCAGGCAAUACUAUAUAAAAGGAAUCGCCUAUCAGCUCGUUCCCGACGAUCCCUUGAUUGACACCGCUCAAUGCACGCGAGAUGCGGCCCGCAUGGCUGAGUUGGGCACCAACGCAAUCCGCGUCUAUCAUGUGGACCCUGAAGCCGACCACGAUGGCUGCAUGAAGGCCUUCGAAGAUGCAGGCAUCUAUCUCUUUGUGGAUCUGGACACGUUCGAUACAGCGAUCUCCCAAGUCGAGCCUCAUUGGGACCAGACCCAACACGACCGGUUCGCAGCUGUUCUGGAUGAAUUUCAGCAGUACAACAACACGGCCGGAUUUUUCGUCGGCAAUGAAGUCCUCACCACCAAGGAUGGCUCUGCCGCCGCGCCAUACGUGCUAGCCGCCGUUCGCGACAUGAAAUCCCACCGCGACGAGAAGGGAUAUCGCCCGAUUCCAGUGGGCUACUCUGCAGCCGAUAUCGCAGAGCUGCGGCCCAUGCUGCAGAACUACCUGGCCUGUCGGUCGGACCCCGCAGAGCGCCUGGACUUCUUCGCCCUGAACGCCUACGAAUGGUGUGGGGAGUCGACCUUCACCCAAUCCGGGUACGAGUCCCUCCAGAAGCAAGCCGAGGGCUACCCCGCCCCAAUCUUCUUCUCAGAGACCGGUUGCAAUGUUGCACGCCCCCGGACCUUCGGCGACCAGGCCGCCAUCUUCGGUCCCGAAAUGGCGGACACUUGGUCAGGCUCAAUGAUCUACGAGUGGAUCGAGGAGACCAACGACUACGGGCUAGUGAACUACGGCCCUCCUCCACCGCCUCCGGCCGCGGACGCUCCCGCCGCAGCCACCGCCAACGGGCCCCUCGUGCAGGAUGGCUUCGUCCGCCAGGGCGAACCCACUCCCGUCGCACCGGACUUCGACAACCUCAAAGCGCAAUGGGCCACCCUCAACCCCACUGGCGUCGCUCUAUCCGACUACGCCGCCUCCACCUCCACCAUCACCCCGCCAGCGUGUCCCGCCUCCACCGCCGGCGGAUGGGCCGUCGACCCCAGCGCGCCGCUGCCGACCCUGGGCCAA
Molecule: messenger RNA, 1179 nt
Organism: Aspergillus japonicus CBS 114.51
Lineage: Eukaryota; Fungi; Ascomycota; Eurotiomycetes; Eurotiales; Aspergillaceae
Gene: gel6
Product: putative 1,3-beta-glucanosyltransferase
Exons: 3
Biological process (GO): fungal-type cell wall (1->3)-beta-D-glucan biosynthetic process
Cellular component (GO): fungal-type cell wall; cytoplasm
Molecular function (GO): 1,3-beta-glucanosyltransferase activity
Source: RefSeq, a predicted model, not a curated record